Molecule: messenger RNA, 2556 nt
Organism: Xyrauchen texanus (razorback sucker)
Lineage: Eukaryota; Metazoa; Chordata; Actinopteri; Cypriniformes; Catostomidae
Gene: cnih4
Product: cornichon family AMPA receptor auxiliary protein 4
Exons: 5
Coding region: 51-470 (139 amino acids)
Biological process (GO): endoplasmic reticulum to Golgi vesicle-mediated transport
Cellular component (GO): COPII-coated ER to Golgi transport vesicle; endoplasmic reticulum membrane
Source: RefSeq, a predicted model, not a curated record
AAGAAAACAGUCCGGAAGCGGCGGCGCAGCGGUGAAAUAGGAAGUGUAAAAUGGAGGCAGCCGUGUUCAUCUUUUCACUCUUCGACUGCUGCGCUUUAAUAUUCCUCUCCGUGUACUUCAUUAUUACUCUGUCUGAUCUGGAAUGUGACUACAUCAACGCUCGAGCUUGCUGUUCAAAGUUAAACAAAUGGGUGAUACCUGAGAUGAUCGGUCAGGCUCUGGCCACAGUGUUAAUGCUGGUGUCCAUGCACUGGUUUGUGUUCCUGCUCAACCUUCCUGUGGCAUCAUGGAAUGUGUACAGAUACGUGAAGGUCCCGAUGGGGAACAUGGGGGUGUAUGAUCCCACAGAGAUUCAUAACAGAGGCCAGUUGAAGUCCCAUAUGAAGGAAGCAAUGAUCAAACUGGGCUUCCACCUUCUCUGCUUCUUCAUCUACCUGUACAGCAUGAUCCUGGCGCUGAUCAACGAUUGACCCACAGCAGUCUUCAAGAACAAACUGCCAAAUCAUAAACUGGCCUUUGUAAAACUAAAUUCAUCCACCCCAAACAGAAGAUGCGCUCCAGCUUUCCUCAAGACAUCAUCACUAUUCUACUGAUAGAAAAACACAACCCACAUCUGCUGACCACAAACCGUGAUGAAGCGUGAGACGUCAUUUGGCUCCCGUUUACAUGUGUAUGUUAUAAUUGUGUUGGACUGAGUGAUAUUGAACUGCUUCUCAGAGCGGAAGCAUCAAGACAAUCGCACUGACUAAUUGGACCGUCUGUUUGGCAAGUUUAAGAGCGCAAACAUGGCACUCACAGGUGAACCCAACAUGCCCACGUCACAUUUCACCCUGAAGUCAAAGAAAAAAUAAGAGAUUAUAUUAUAUUAAAGAAAAUAACGCCUGUUUUAACACCAUUAAGGAUUUUUGCAUUGUAACAUCAUUUUCAGGACACCUAAGCAUAUCAUUUUUUUAUUUUGAAAUUCCUCUUAUUCUCAAUGUUUUUCUUUUAUUCAUAUCAGCAUUAAUUAAAAGAAAUACAACAGAUACUAUCUUAAUGCAUGAAUACUUAACUCUUGAAUGAAUGAAUGUCACAAUGAUGUUGUAAUAGUUCUAAAAUAGGCUUUAUUUUCUUUAAGCAAAUAUAGAGAUUUUCUGAAAAAAAGUCUCGAUCUUGACCCCCGCAUGUAUUUUUGAAAUGUCAAUCCUUGAAAUUGUUUGCGUAUGUUUAAUUGUUUGCAGUUUAAUGGAGUGUGACUCAAAGUACAACGAGAAUAACCAUUAUGAGAAUAAGAUGGUCAUCUCUAAACAUCAUCUGUCAUAACAGCGAUCGCCGAUUCUAUUGAACUUAUUAGUGAUGUGGAUUUCAAUGGCAUGUUUUUGAUUCAGAGCAUAAAUUACCUGAUAAUUAUCAUUUUAAAAAAACAUGUCAGAUUUAUAUCAAACCAGUCAACCUGAUAUUUGCUCAUUUUGAAGUGAAAUUUCAUCCUUAUAUCUUGAAUCUUACAAAAUCUAUCAGGAAUAUGUCCAGAUCAUAAUUGGCCCCCAAUUAAAAAUCAAAAAGAAAUUAUGAAUUUUAUUUUACAUGGAUCCUAUUCUAAGGCCACUAAGACUUUUUGAAUUUCCAUAAUUUUCACGACAGUUAAGCAAAAUGUCCCCAAAUGCCUCCAAACGUUUUUAUAUUGUUCUUAAACAUGGGUGUGUGAUAACAGGUUUCUAAACAAUACACCUCUCUAGCGAUGGGUCCAGCCAAACAGUGCGUCACAUGAUCUUAAUUCAGUUUUAUUGAACAGUGUUGUCCUGGAUUGGGACAGAUGUGUACAUUUAGCGGUCUUUCUAUAAAAUAUAACCUGGAAGAACAGGUGCAGUAAUGUUUGUCAUUAUAAUACUAUCAUCUGAGAGGGUUUGGUUUUAUGCAUGUAGUAUUCGUGUCAUCCGUCAUGGGUUUUUUUUCUCUCUUUUUGCAUUUUUUGGCAUUUGUGGGUUUUCUUAAAUAAAAGAUGAUAAUAAACAAGUUCUCACCAUUCAUUCAUUUAAUCAAAAUACGAUACUUGGAAAUUGAAUUUUAAAUUAAAAUUAGAAUUUUAAAGUUGCAAUAUAUUUCAUAGGGAAAAAUACAGAAAGUCACAUGUAAUGUAAAAACCACCAUUGUGUCCUUGAGCAAGGCACUUAACUCCAGGUUGCUCCGGGGGGAUUGUCCCUGUAAUAUUGCUAAUGGAAUAGAGAGCAAUAAUUGGGUUCAGGUUAAAAAAAAAAAAUAAGGAAAUUGACAGUGCAGCUUCUAAAUGAAAAAUAAUUAACUAAGCUCAACUUUUUGAAACAAAAUAGAAAAAAAUAUAUCAGAUUAUGAAAACUGAAAUGAAUGUGUCACAUGUCAAAUAACUGCAUGUAGAUUUCUAAGCUGCGGAACACUGCCGACAGUCAUGAAAAACUUUCCAAGAAAUAUGAAAAAUAUUUUUUCUGGUUUCAUUCAAUUCUAAAAUAUUUCAUUGGUUAUAAAUUGCUCUUUGUCUGCAAAAUGAUUUGAAAGAAAUUCAGUAAAUGCAAAUGAUGGAAAUGAAUUGUGUAAAAAGUUCAA